UUGUCGUCUAUGGUCGUCUACAAAAAUAUUAUCGAAGACAGUUAGACAGCAAAAUUAGUAAAAAUGGCGAAUACCAUGAGCCCUGUCAAGGAAAACGCCCUUCAAGAUUAUCGAAAAAAACUUCUUGAGCAUAAAGAAGUAGAAUCACGUUUGAAAGAAAUGAGAGAACACCUCAAAGAUUUAACAAAGCAAUAUGAUAAAUCUGAAAAUGAUCUGAGAGCUUUACAAAGCGUUGGACAGAUUGUUGGAGAAGUAUUGAAACAACUCACAGAGGAAAAGUUUAUUGUAAAAGCAACAAACGGUCCACGUUAUGUUGUCGGUUGUCGGCGACAACUUGAUAAAAACAAAUUAAAAUCUGCUACAAGAGUAGCACUUGAUAUGACUACUCUUACUAUAAUGCGCUAUUUACCUCGUGAGGUUGAUCCUCUGGUGUACAACAUGUCGCACGAAGAUCCUGGCGUUGUUCCGUAUUCUGCGAUUGGUGGCCUAAGCGAACAAAUACGUGAACUGAGAGAAAUUAUAGAACUACCACUGUAUAACCCUGAACUAUUUCAGAGAGUGGGUAUAACACCUCCAAAAGGAUGUCUCUUAUAUGGCCCUCCAGGAACUGGAAAAACAUUAUUGGCCAGAGCAGUUGCUAGCCAGUUGGAUGCAAAUUUUUUAAAAGUUGUAUCAAGUGCUAUUGUUGAUAAAUAUAUUGGUGAAUCAGCGCGAUUGAUCAGAGAAAUGUUUAAUUAUGCACGAGAUCAUCAACCUUGCAUUAUAUUUAUGGAUGAAAUCGAUGCAAUCGGUGGGCGUAGAUUUUCCGAAGGUACAAGUGCUGAUCGAGAGAUUCAAAGAACUUUAAUGGAAUUGUUAAACCAAAUGGAUGGUUUCGAUUCUUUGGGUCAGGUUAAAAUGAUAAUGGCUACAAACAGACCAGACACUUUGGAUCCAGCUUUAUUACGGCCUGGUAGAUUAGACAGAAAGAUCGAGAUUCCAUUACCUAACGAACAAGCACGCUUAGACAUUUUAACAAUUCAUGCUCUUCCCAUAUCCAAACACGGAGAAAUCGAUUAUGAAGCAGUAGUUAAGCUUUCCGAUGGAUUCAAUGGCGCAGAUUUGAGGAAUGUCUGUACCGAAGCGGGACUAUUUGCGAUAAGAUUAGAACGAGAAUAUGUAGUGCAAGAAGAUUUUAUGAAAGCAGUAAGAAAAGUUUCGGAUAAUAAGAAACUUGAAUCUAAAUUAGAUUAUAAACCAGUUUAAUGGAUAUAUAUCGACUACACUCACUUUAAAUAUCAGUUACUUCGCUAACCAAUGUGUGGUUUAAUAAAACAAAUUUACUUUAUUGUAAUAAUAUUUGUAUUUUUAAUGAAAACAUAUGCUUCAAAACAACAAAUAAUUUUUUUGAUAAUAUACGAAUACUUUUGAACUUUUAUACAA
This is a messenger RNA of Hylaeus volcanicus, 1422 nucleotides long. It is a transcript of the gene Rpt4, whose product is annotated as 26S proteasome regulatory subunit 10B. Lineage: Eukaryota; Metazoa; Arthropoda; Insecta; Hymenoptera; Colletidae. The coding region runs from base 64 to 1245 and encodes 393 amino acids. The record is from RefSeq and is a predicted model, not a curated record. Gene Ontology annotation, biological process: positive regulation of RNA polymerase II transcription preinitiation complex assembly. Gene Ontology annotation, cellular component: proteasome regulatory particle, base subcomplex; cytosolic proteasome complex. Gene Ontology annotation, molecular function: ATP binding; ATP hydrolysis activity; proteasome-activating activity. The transcript is spliced from 7 exons.